Phycodurus eques (leafy seadragon) is the source of this 1807-nucleotide messenger RNA. RefSeq names its product carnosine dipeptidase 2 (gene cndp2). The coding region runs from base 273 to 1700 and encodes 475 amino acids. The transcript is spliced from 12 exons. Gene Ontology annotation, cellular component: cytosol. The record is from RefSeq and is a predicted model, not a curated record. Lineage: Eukaryota; Metazoa; Chordata; Actinopteri; Syngnathiformes; Syngnathidae. Gene Ontology annotation, biological process: proteolysis. Gene Ontology annotation, molecular function: metallodipeptidase activity.
UAACAGCGGCACGCGUCAUAAAAAAAAAAAAAGUACCGGUGCAUUGAAAAUUAUUAUAGUUACUGUUUUGUCUUUAAUCCACAAACGGGCAACCGGGCCAUUGCAUCAGAUUUUAUCGGAAAUGUUUGUAUUUUAGGUUUAAUUAAAGCUAGCCCUGCUGUUGAACGUGAACCUGACGGUUAGCUACUUGUCGCUCAACUGUUGGGGACAGCGCGACAAAACUUGCCUUCGUAAAACUCUUGUAUUAGCUCCUUCUUUCCAGGUCGGACAAAAUGGCUCAUCUCCCUGCUCUUUUCCAGUAUGUGGACGAACACCAGGAGCUUUAUGUGAAGCGCUUGGCGGAAUGGGUGGGCGUCCAGAGCGUGUCCGCCUGGCCGGAGAAGCGUGGCGAGAUCAAGAAGAUGAUGCAAAUGGCCGCCAAGGACAUUGAGCGACUGGGCGGCACAGUGGAGAUGGUGGACAUCGGUCAACAGAAGCUUCCGAGCGGGGAGGAGAUCCCGCUGCCCCCCAUCAUUCUGGGACGGCUGGGCUCCGACCCAGGCAAGAAGACCGUGUGCAUCUACGGCCACCUCGACGUCCAGCCCGCCAACGUUGACGACGGCUGGGACACGGAACCGUUCACUAUGGUGGAGAAAGACGGAAAGCUCUAUGGAAGAGGCUCCACUGACGACAAGGGUCCUGUGCUGGCUUGGUUUAACUGCAUUGAGGCUUACCAGAAGACCCAGCAGGAGCUGCCCAUCAACAUCAAGUUCUGCUUUGAGGGCAUGGAGGAGUCUGGAUCGGAGGGCCUGGACGAACUGGUCUUCUCGCGCAAGGACACCUUCUUCAAGGACGUGGACUACGUGUGCAUCUCGGACAACUACUGGCUGGGCAAGACCAAACCCUGCAUCACAUACGGCCUGAGAGGAAUCUGCUACUUCUUCAUUGAGGUGGACGGCUGUGAGAAGGACCUGCACUCUGGCGUGUUUGGCGGCUCUGUUCACGAGGCCAUGACGGACCUCAUUACACUUAUGGGCUCCCUGGUGGACAGGAAGGGGAAGAUCUUGAUUCCUGGCAUGUAUGACGACGUGGCUCCUUUGACAGACGACGAGAGGCAACUUUACGACAGGAUCGAGUUUGACUUGGAGGAGUACUGCAAAGACGUCGGUGUUGGACAGCUACUGCACAGCACCAAGGAGCAAAUCCUAAUGCACCGCUGGAGGUACCCCUCGCUCUCUCUGCACGGCAUCGAGGGUGCUUUCGCCGACGCAGGCGCCAAGACUGUUAUCCCGCGAAAAGUCAACGGCAAAUUCUCCAUCCGCCUGGUACCUGACAUGGACCCCAAAGUUGUGGAGAAGAAGGUGACUGACUAUCUAAAGCAGAAGUUUGCCGAAUUGGAGAGCCCCAACAAGCUGAACGUGUACAUGGGCCACGGGGCCAAAGCCUGGGUGUCCGACUUCAACCAUCCGCACUACAUGGCGGGUCGCAAAGCCAUGAAGACGGUCUUUGGUGUGGAACCGGAUCUGACGCGCGAGGGAGGCAGCAUCCCCGUCACCCUGACCUUCCAGGAGGCGACGGGACGCAACGUCAUGCUGCUUCCCGUCGGUUCCUCUGACGACGGCGCACACUCCCAGAAUGAGAAACUCAACAGAUCUAACUACAUUCAGGGGACCAAGAUGCUUUGUGCAUACUUCCAUGAGGUGUCCCAGCUGCAAGAAUAGAUCCCAAUACCACUACCCCAUGGACCGCUAUCAACUGUUGUAUUUAGAAUAUCAAUGAGAUUUAUGCUUGUCUUCCAAUAAUAAAAGACUUCUGUUUUCUUACUGUA